This is a messenger RNA of Racocetra persica, 1154 nucleotides long. The record is from the annotation of a GenBank genome assembly. NCBI's taxonomy places the organism in Eukaryota, Fungi, Glomeromycota, Glomeromycetes, Diversisporales, Gigasporaceae.
AUGACAGUAAGUACCGAAUUUUCACGGAUCGUAUUGCUUUUACAGUUAAAUAAUAUAACUAUUGUUGUAAUAGCCGUGAUUUCUGUAUCCGAACGUGACGGGUACGUUGUUCGGCUUUGGGAAAUUCAGACUGGAUUUAUGCUUUGGGAAAAAAAAAUAAAACCUGCCGAAAUUGGUCGUACAAAUUCGAGGGGCGACGAAAUUUAUGCACAGAAGGUAGAUGUUGUGUUUACUAUGAACAACAUGGGCGUAGUUGUACUUGUAGGUGGAUAUACUAUUGUAAACUUUGAUUAUACUGAUGGUAGACAGAUCUGGAGAUCGGAUCUAGCAGAAAGUCCUACACUUUUUCAUAAGCUCGUCGGAUAUAAUCAAAAUUUAUAUGCUGUUGGACUCAAAAAGUCUCCCAAGUCUUAUUCCAUCGAAGUAUUAACUUUCGAUGUUCAGACUGGGGUUUUGAAAUCGACAUCUCUUUCCUCACAAAUUGGCCAUAUUAAAGAUACGAUCGUAGUAGGUGGAAGAUCAACCUCUGGAUUCAUUGUUUGGAAAGAGGGUCAAUAUAUACGUGUCAAUCGUUUGGGUAGUGACUCUAUUGAACAAUCUUCGCUAGAGUCACUUUACCGCAACGUUAUACCAUCAUUUUCUGGUGUUGUUGGAAACCUUGAAUUUGUUAAUCUUAACAUAGAUUCGAAAACAGAAUUUCUUAUUCAAGCGCUUACAACGAAUGGCAAUUCUGCUGCUGUGUUUAAGGUAGACUUGGAAAGUGGCCGGCUAAUAGCGCUCUAUGAUUUAGGAGAGAGGGCUAAUACUUCAGUUUAUUCUGGUGCCCUUGAUAAAAGCGAACGAUUAAUUGUAUCUAGAAUUGCAACAGUAUCCAAGGAUCUCGUUAAAGUUGAAAUUUUUGCACCUGCUCAUCGCUUAGCAUUAGGAAGUCAUGAAAUUUCUUAUUCCAUGGCCACUUCUGGAGGCAUAACGAAAUCACUACUCGAUGUUACUACAAAAAAAAAUAGUGAAACUACAGCUGUGGCUUAUCGCAUGCUCGUAACUUCUGAUGAUGGUUCUGUUCAUUUUUUUAAAGAAGAUAGCAUUGCUUGGAAUAAGGAAGAAUCUCUCUCACACGCCAUAGAAGUAGAGUUUCUCGAUCUACCAGAGAAAAA